AUGUCUGCCCCAUCCAUCCACGCAGACGCGCCGCCCGACCUUGUGUGCGAUCCAGAGGGUCUGCAGUAUGAAACAGGCCCGCAGCUGGGCAAAGGCGGCUUCGCCAUCUGCCACCGCGCGAAGUUGUUGGGGCAUGAGCAUCUCGGCAGCAGCACAGUCGCUUUGAAGAUCGUCAAGAGCAAAAUGGAGCCGCCCAAACUGGCACAAAAGUUUGUGACCGAACUACAGAUACAUUCGAAACUGUCGCAUCCCAACAUUGUCGAAUUCUUCCGCGCCUUCUCCUUCCACUCGAGUACCUACGUCGUCCUGGAACUGUGCGAGAAUGGCUCCCUUGCCGAUGCGAUCAAGAAGCGAAAAUACUUCACCAUGCCCGAGAUUCGACGAUUCAUGAUCCAGACAUGCGGCGCUAUCAAGUACCUGCACCAGCGCAACAUCGUACAUCGCGACCUCAAGACUGGCAAUCUUUUCUUGGAUCGCGACAUGAACGUUAAGGUCGGCGACUUUGGCCUUGCCGCUCUCCUCGUCUCACAAAACGACUAUGGUGCCAUUCGCCGCACAACGAUGUGCGGGACGCCCAACUAUCUGGCACCAGAAGUACUGGAAAAGACAGGAAAGGGUCAUGACGAGAAGGUUGACCUCUGGGCUAUUGGUAUCAUGAUGUACACACUCGCUGUAGGCAGGGCACCUUUUCAUGCUGCGAAGCGCGAGGACAUUUACCGAAAGCUGAAGGCGCGAGAAUACACCUGGCCAGAUCUUGCGAAGUUCGCGAACGAGAUCACCGACGACCUGCGCGAUAUUGUAUCGAUGCUGUUAGUGCACGAGGACGACCGGCCGACUCCCGACCAGAUCGUUGCCCAUCCCUUUUUCAAGCUAGGAUACAUUCCGUUGGAGCUAGACAGUGGAUGCACCUCGCGGAUACCCAAGUGGGCAAAAAAUAAGCCUCCCACAGCCACGGUUGUGAAGCGCGGAUAUACUGAGGAGUGGUGGACAAUGUGCAAGGCCUCUGCUGUUGGCGAAUACGAACCCGGGAAGUCUUUCGGGGCAUACGGCAGCCGAAGAAACAAGACAGUAGCUCGCGACUGCCAAAAAGAGAUCGAGGCGGGCAAGCAACCGAACAUACCAUUUGGCAAAGACACCGUCUAUGUGCCUUUCCCCGUACGCGUUCAAUGGCCACACCAAGUUGCUGGUGGCUUGAGUGAGAUCUCAGAGGAGAAGGAAUCGUCUGCUGAGGGGCUGGCCCUCGCAGAGACGACUGGGAACGACCGCAUAAAAGCCCGCGUCCCCCGCAUCACAAGAAAAGAACAGGCGCCAUUGCCUGCAUUGAAGGAGAACACGGAACCAGUACAAGAACCUGAAGGGGCGCGGAGGAUAAUGGACAAGGGGCCUACACGUCUGAGGGCUACUCGCAAGAUUUCAAACCCUGGUCGAGUGACCGCGACAACAGCUGCAGCGCCUGCCCCAUUGCGCGCACCGCGAGCCAACACACGAGCGCGAACCACCAAAGAAGUUGCUCAAGAGGCACCAAAACAGACGGAAAACGGCCUCCAAGAUUUGCCGCCACUGAAGAUCGCCAAAACAAGUACCCGAACAAUCGAGGUACCGGAGCCAGUAGCCUCUCAGCCAUCCAGAUCGCGGAGUGGGCCACAAUUUCGCACAAUCAGCGCUGAGAUGCCUACUACCGAUCCUGUAGCCGUCCUGGCGCGUUUGUAUACAUUCCGGGAUAAUCUGGCACGAGCCCUUGACAAGAAGCCAUCUAGGUCACGAAGGGACCAACCCGCAAAAUUGCCAUACGUGGCGAAGUGGGUCGACUACUCUCGUAGAUAUGGCGUGGGCUAUGUUCUCGACGAUGGCAGCAUCGGCACACUAUUGACGGCGGAUGGGCAUUGUCCAGUCACUGCUGCGAUUGCCACAGACGGAUAUAACCACCUGAAGAUGGCUGGAAAGGACCGAGACCUAGCACGAAACGUACCGCUUGAUUUUUACGCGACUGCAAAGAAGAACGGGGGUCUCUCCCGCGUCGAGGUGCUAGAGCGUCGACGCGUCGAAGAGAUACGGACAGUAUGGCACAAGUUUGGGAAAUACAUGUGUGCGACCUUUGGGGACGAGGAGUUGCCUUUCAAGAAAGACGCCAAACAAGGGAAUUUCGUCAAGUUCUACCAGCGACUUGGUAACGUUGGCAUUUGGGGUUUUGACGACGGGUCCUUCCAGUUCAACUUCCCUGACCACACCAAGCUUGUGUUGUCGUCAGACGCCGGGCACUGCCACUUCUUAUGUCUUCCGCUUGAUGCCACAUCGCUUCUGGAGGCCACUGGAAACGUACCAUGGAAGCAUGUGAGAGCACGCGCGAACCUGCGAGGGUCUCUACAGCAGCUCUUGUACGGUUCUGCCAACAAGGAAGACGGGUACAAGGAGAUCACUGAAGCCAACCACCUUCGACUAAAGAUCGAGUUCAUGCUCUCUGUGGUCGAAGAAUGGGUUCAGAAUGGCGGCCUGGGCUGUCUCGUGGAACCGAAAGAUUAUUCUUGGACAGGGCCGCAGCUGGAAGAGACGAAACGCCUGGACUGGGCGAGCGCAGUUUCAAAGCGCGCUGGGCGCAAGAAGGAAGGCGGUGGAGCAGCGCCGAAGCAGUUUGCAGCGAAGGCUGUCUUUGAGACAACUAAGAAGAAGGAAGUGGGAGUCUCAGAUCUGACCUUGAUCAGCAAGGUGUCGAACGAGGCCAUCAACGAAAACUUGCAGAAACGUUUUGAGAAUGGCGAAAUCUACACAUACAUUGGACAUGUGCUGGUGUCCGUCAACCCAUUUCGCGACUUGGGCAUAUACACAGACCAAGUGUUAGACAGCUACAAGGGCAAGAAUCGGCUGGAGGUCCCCCCGCAUGUCUUCGCAAUCGCCGAGUCUUCAUACUACAACAUGAACGCAUACAAGGAGAACCAAUGCGUGAUCAUUUCCGGCGAAUCCGGAGCAGGAAAGACAGAAGCUGCAAAGCGAUUGAUGCAGUACAUCGCGAGCGUUUCAGGCGAGGGCAGUUCUCAGAUUCAGGAAAUCAAGGACAUGGUGUUGGCCACGAAUCCUCUGCUCGAAUCCUUCGGAAACGCGAAAACGCUGAGGAACAACAACUCUUCGCGAUUCGGAAAGUAUCUCGAGAUCCACUUUAACGCGCAGGGUGAGCCGGUGGGAGCCAACAUCAACAACUAUCUACUGGAAAAAUCACGAGUAGUAGGCCAAAUCAUGAAUGAGCGGAAUUUCCACAUCUUUUACCAGUUUGCGAAGGCAGCGUCGCCGCAAUACAGAGAAUUGUUCGGCCUACAGCAACCUCAAUCUUAUCUCUACACGAGCCGAUCCAAAUGCUUCGAUGUCGACGGCAUCGACGAUCACGCAGAGUUCAAGGAUACUCUAAAUGCCAUGAAGGUUAUCGGUCUGGAACAAGCGGAGCAAGACAACAUCUUCCGCAUGCUCGCGACAAUUUUAUGGCUAGGCAAUGCGUCUUUCAAAGAAGACGACUCGGGGAAUGCUGCAAUUGUGGAUCAAUCGGUAGUUGAUUUCGUGGCAUAUCUCCUGGAAGUAGAUGCUGAGCACGUCAACAAAGCCCUCACAAUCCGAGUCAUGGAGACGAGUCGCGGUGGACGGAGAGGCUCUGUGUAUGAUGUGCCAUUGAAUUGCGCCCAGGCAAUUUCAGUACGAGAUGCGCUUGCAAAGGGCAUUUAUUUCAACCUGUUCGACUGGAUCGUACAGCGUGUCAAUGUAUCACUGAAAGCUCGAGGUGAAACAGCUCACUCUAUCGGUAUCCUAGACAUUUACGGGUUUGAAAUUUUCGAGCGCAACAGCUUCGAGCAGCUGUGCAUCAACUACGUCAAUGAGAAGCUGCAGCAGAUUUUCAUUCAGUUGACUCUGAAAGCAGAACAAGAAGAAUAUGAACGGGAACAGAUUAAGUGGACACCGAUCAAGUACUUCGACAACAAGGUCGUGUGUGAGCUCAUCGAGGAAAAGCGCCCGCCAGGCGUCUUCGCUGCGUUGAACGAUGCUUGUGCUACAGCACACGCCGAUCCCACUGCUGCAGAUGGAACCUUUGUUCAAAGACUGGAUGCGUUAUCAUCAAACCCUAACUUUCAGCCUCGCCAGGGACAAUUUGUUAUCAAGCAUUACGCUGGUGAUGUCGCGUACGCGGUGGAGGGCAUGACAGACAAGAACAAGGAUCAGCUUCUGAAGGAUUUGCUGAACCUCCUAGGCCAGAGCGCAAACCCCUUUGUCCACACUCUCUUCCCACAUCAAGUCAACCAAGACGAUAGGCGACGACCGCCGACGGCUGGAGACAAGAUCAAAGCUUCAGCGAACGACCUCGUUACAACUUUGAUGCAGGCUCGACCAUCGUACAUCCGAACUAUCAAACCAAACGAGAACAAAUCACCAAAGGAAUACACCGUAUCAAGCGUAUUGCAUCAAGUCAAAUAUCUUGGUUUGCAAGAAAAUGUUCGCAUUCGGCGAGCUGGUUUUGCGUCUCGUCAGACAUUUGAUAAGUUCGUGGAAAGGUUCUUCUUGUUGUCUCCCAAGUGCUCGUAUGCUGGCGAGUACACUUGGACAGGCUCCUACGAGUCUGGUACCAAACAGAUCUUGAAGGACACCAACAUGCCGGCCGAGGAGUUCCAGAUGGGCGUAACGAAGGUUUUCAUCAAGACGCCCGAGACGCUCUUUGCGCUCGAAACAAUGCGCGAUCGAUACUGGCACAACAUGGCAAUUCGGAUCCAGCGUGCUUGGAGAAACUACCUGCGAUACCGGGCUGAAUCCGCAACCCGGAUACAGCGUUUCUGGCGAAAGCUAAACGGCGGUAAGGAGUUUAUUGACCUUCGUGAUCAGGGCCACAAGGUUCUCCAGGGCCGCAAGGAAAGACGAAGAUACAGUCUGGUCGGGUACCGAAGAUUCAUGGGCGAUUAUCUCGGCAUUGGCAAUAAGGGUGGCCCGGGCGAGGUGAUUGCUAAUGCUAUCGGACUGUCGCCCAACGAGGAGGUGCCUUUCUCGUGCAGGGCCGAGACACUUGUUUCGAAGCUUGGUCGCUCGAGUAAGCCUGAGCCUCGAAUGCUUAUCCUCACCAACAAGAACGUAUAUUUGGUCAAGCAAGUGAUGGUCAACAGGCAGGUCCAGAUCCAAGCUGAGAGAACAAUACCUGUAGGCGCAAUCAAGUUCAUCAGCGCUUCGACCUUGAAGGAUGACUGGUUCUCCAUCGGGGCAGCCUCACCCACAGAGCCUGAUCCGCUCGUUAACUGUGUGUUCAAGACGGAGUUCUUUACGCAUUUGGCAAAUGUUUUGAGAGGAACAUCAAACCUCAAGAUUGGUGACACAAUCGAAUAUAACAAGAAGCCUGGCAAGCUAGCCCAGGUGAAGGUAGUCAAAGAUCCUGCAGUCGCGAGAGACGAUCUGUACAAGAGUAGCACCAUCCACACCGGUCCAGGAGAACCUCCUAAUUCACACUCAAAGCCCACUCCUAAAGGAAAACAAGUUGCAGCAAAGCCCAUCACGAAAGGCAAGCUCCUACGGCCCGGCGGUCCAGGAGGAGGCCCCUCGAAGCUUGCCAGUCGUCCUGCGCAACCGAGAACAGUACCGAUACCUGUUGCGGCGCAAUCACGGAUACCACCCGCGCCGGAACUACAUCCAGCCUUCACUCCUGCCGCACCGCAGGCGCGAGCCAUUCCUGCCGCUCCACCGAUGAAUAUGGCAUCAUCGCGGGUACCGCCUCCGCCUCCGCCCCCGCCGCAUCAUCCUUCUGCGCCACCACCUGCGCCUAAGGAACCUACAUACAAAGCGUUGUACGACUUUGCUGGACAGUCAGCUGGUGAACUGAGUAUCAUGAAAGAUGAGAUCAUCCUGGUUGAACAGAAAGGGGAUACUGGAUGGUGGCUCGCCUCUCGCCUUGAUAAAUCUGCCUCGGGCUGGGCACCUUCCGCUUACCUUGAAGAACACGUCAGUAAACCAGCGCCGCCUCCUCCUGGUCGACCCAAGCCUCCUGCUCCGCCUGCCAAGCGCCCUGCGGCGAGGAAACCGGCUGGGGAGGCGGCAAGGGAUAGUGGGUACUCUGGAAGUGGAUCGGAGACGGGUGCGAGGGAUAGCAGUGGAAGUAUUGCGGGGGGACUGGCGGAAGCGUUGAGACAGAGACAGGCUGCUAUGCAAGGGAAGACUAAGACUCAGGAGGACUGGUAG
Dothidotthia symphoricarpi CBS 119687 is the source of this 6189-nucleotide messenger RNA. RefSeq lists its product as uncharacterized. NCBI's taxonomy places the organism in Eukaryota, Fungi, Ascomycota, Dothideomycetes, Pleosporales, Dothidotthiaceae. Gene Ontology annotation, molecular function: protein kinase activity; microfilament motor activity; actin filament binding. The coding region runs from base 1 to 6189 and encodes 2062 amino acids. Gene Ontology annotation, cellular component: cell tip; cytoplasm; actin cortical patch. Gene Ontology annotation, biological process: vesicle transport along actin filament; protein phosphorylation; endocytosis. The transcript is spliced from 12 exons. The record is from RefSeq and is a predicted model, not a curated record.